UUCAUGACUACCGAAAGACCUUAAGUACUGAACUGAACUGAAUUACGUUAGUUCUUGACUAUUUUAUUGGCCCGCGAAUCAACUGAUGGUCGCCUAAUACUCUUUUGUAUAAACUAUUGCAGACAUGGAUUUGGAAGGCAGAAUACCAUGUCAGAGAAUGACCUUCAUCAAAGAAUUGAUGCCAUUAAGCAGACACAUUGAAUCUCCAAUCUCUAAAAAGGUCCUUGCUGUUCUGGAUGCAGCUCUACAAAAAGUAUUAAUUGUAUUGUGUUUACAGGAUAUAAAGGAAACUGCUGAGGUUCGGAAUGAAGAAAGUCUAUUAGGUCGUGUGGAUUCUUACUUAAGUCAAGCAAAAGAAUAUGACCUAAUGAAAACUGGUAAACUCAGUGAUCCUCAUUCGCAUCAAGGCUUAUCUGAAGACUUUAAAAUACCGAAAAGUACCGAAUCAGGAAUGGAAGAAUCGUUGGAAAAUAAUAUAAAUGAAGAGUUAAAGAAUAAUAUUCGAAAUUUUUUACAUUUUAUGUUAACACAACCUUUAAUUCAUCAAGUUUUAUCAGAAAUUAUUUUACAAAAUAAUGAACAAUUAUCAAAUGAAUGGAAAUUACCUGACACAAUUACAAAUUUUAUAAAUAGUGUUAAAUGGGCAAAUACACCACAAUUUUCUCAGAAUAAUAACACUAAAUUAUUAGAAUAUUUAAUACAUUUAAGAACAUUAUUAUUAACAAAAUUAUUAACUACACCAGAAGAUAAAAAACGUCAAAAAUUAUACAUCAAAAAACUUGAAGCUAGAGAUCAAGAAUGUCAAACAAAGUUUGGUAAACUUAUUGACGAAUUAGAUACACAAAUUUGUCAGAAUAAUACAGAAACUAGAAAACUUGGUUAUAAUGUUUCAAAACUUCAAAAUGAAAUGGAUAAUCUUGAAAAAUAUUUAAAUGAACGAAAGAAACAAAUUAAUACAGAAGAAGAGAAAAAGAUAACAGAAAUCACAGAACAAAACGUUGAAAAUGAAAAUAAUUUAAAUGAAGAAAUGAAAAAUCAACAAAUACUACUUGAAAAUAUCAUCAAAAUAAAUCGUUCUGAAGAGGAAACAAUUAGAGCAACAAUUUAUAAAAUGGAAAGUGACAUUGAAUCGGAAAUCUCAAAAUAUGAUCAAGAAAUGACACUUUUACAGGAUGAAUAUGAUGCCUUACAAGCAGAGUACACAGAGGAAAAGCGCGCUUACGAUGAAUUGAAUGAACGUUUUGAGAUUAUCAAUGAAGAAUAUGAAAAGAUAAUGGAAGAGCGUAGAUUACAAGAAGAAGAAAGACAAAGAGAAGAAGAACGAAUACGUGAAAUGCAUGUAGCAGUUACAACUAUACAAUCAUUUUGGAGAUCAUAUAAAACGAGAAAAUUAGCACGUGGCGGUAAAAAAGGAAAAUAA
Schistosoma turkestanicum is the source of this 1420-nucleotide messenger RNA. The record is from the annotation of a GenBank genome assembly. NCBI's taxonomy places the organism in Eukaryota, Metazoa, Platyhelminthes, Trematoda, Strigeidida, Schistosomatidae.